This is a messenger RNA of Triticum turgidum subsp. durum (durum wheat), 252 nucleotides long. The record is from the annotation of a GenBank genome assembly. NCBI's taxonomy places the organism in Eukaryota, Viridiplantae, Streptophyta, Magnoliopsida, Poales, Poaceae.
AUGCUGCAGGCGAUGAGCGGUGACGCGGUCCGGGGCCCGGAGCACCGGGUGGUGGCGCCGGCUGGGACGGAGGUGGACAUGAUGUCACUCUGCUACUUGGCGUUCCCGCACGAGGACGCCAUCAUUGUCGGUCAGGAGAUGUACAGAGGGUUCAGCUACGAUGAGUUUUGGGAGCAGGUGCAGGCGGACGUGAAGGCCACCGGCGCCAAGGUCAGCCUUGGCCGCUUUCGCAUCCCCGUCAGUGGAUCAUAG